This is a messenger RNA of Sesamum indicum (sesame), 631 nucleotides long. RefSeq names its product ubiquitin-like protein 5. Gene Ontology annotation, biological process: protein modification process. Lineage: Eukaryota; Viridiplantae; Streptophyta; Magnoliopsida; Lamiales; Pedaliaceae. The record is from RefSeq and is a predicted model, not a curated record. Gene Ontology annotation, molecular function: protein binding.
GGAAUUGGAAUUUCUUUCCGCGGCAGAUAAAGUCAUAACAAUACGAAAUAUAUAUAGGGAAAAGGGGAAAGGAAUUCUAUCUUUCUAGGGUUUGCGCAGUUGCUUGUGAAGAUAACAAGAGACUGAAUAUGAUUGAGGUGGUGCUGAAUGAUCGGCUAGGGAAGAAGGUUAGGGUGAAGUGCAACGAUGACGACACCAUUGGAGACCUGAAGAAGCUUGUGGCGGCUCAGACUGGUACCCGCGCCGACAAGAUCAGGAUCCAGAAGUGGUACACCAUCUACAAGGAUCACAUCACUCUCAAGGACUACGAGAUCCAUGAUGGCAUGGGCCUCGAGCUGUAUUACAACUAGUUCGCCUUUAUAAGCCGCUACCCUCUUCGCCCAAGUGAGUUCUGGAAUGCGUGGGGAUGAGGGAUAUAUAUAGCGGAAGCUAUCUGCUUGAAGAAUGAUCUGGGAUAAUCGUUAUGUUUGGUGAAUGUUUCCAGACUUGACUCUUAUAAACUGGUGUAAACCAUGAAGCUGCUGUUAUGUAUCUUAUUGUGUAGGGCCUGCAGGCAUGGCACUAUAAAACUGUGUAUAUGAAUAUAUGAUGUUUCUAGUUUGAUAUCUGUUGUUGCUUAUUGUUGACUUAA